This is a messenger RNA of Cannabis sativa, 657 nucleotides long. RefSeq lists its product as uncharacterized. Gene Ontology annotation, molecular function: nucleic acid binding; RNA-DNA hybrid ribonuclease activity. The transcript has a single exon. The record is from RefSeq and is a predicted model, not a curated record. Bases 1 to 657 code for a protein of 218 amino acids. NCBI's taxonomy places the organism in Eukaryota, Viridiplantae, Streptophyta, Magnoliopsida, Rosales, Cannabaceae.
AUGAUCAGUUGGAGUAUUUGGACAACUCGAAAUGAGUUGAUUUGGCAGAAUAAAAGUAGAAAUGCUAAGGAAGUAGUGAAGUCGGCUAGGCUAGUCCUUGAUCAAUGGAAAGUUGUUAAUUUCGAGUCACCCAAUGCUUAUUUUGCUACGGGUGCUGCUCUUGGAAACAAAUUGUGGCGAAAACCAGAUCAAUCAACAAUCAAGGUAAAUGUCGAUGGAGCUAUUUUCGAAGAUCAGCAGAAGUUUGGCUUCGGGUACAUUGCUAGGGACUGUUUUGGUGCUCUUAUUGAAGCUGUUUCAGGAAGUAGGACAGGCUAUGUUCUCCCUGAGAUUGCCGAGAUAAUUGGUAUCAAGGAGGCGCUAAGCUGGAUUAAGAACAAAGGAUGGGGUAAGGUGGUCGUUGAAUCAGAUUCUUUAGUUGCUGUCCAAGCUAUCCAAAGCUCUAUUCAUAUGCCAUCUCAAUUUGGUUUAUUGGUGGAGGAUUGUCGUUUAAUUUUGAAUUCUUUAAAUAAUGUUCAAGUUUCUUUUGUUAAUCGUUCUGCAAAUAAGGCUGCCCAUAGUAUUGCUAGGGGGUCUUGUUCUUCGUCAGAUCGAAUUUAUUUGGAGUCUACUGCUCCCUCUUCUUUGCGUAAUAUUGUAAUUGCGGAUGCUAUUUGA